Molecule: messenger RNA, 1711 nt
Organism: Rhodamnia argentea
Lineage: Eukaryota; Viridiplantae; Streptophyta; Magnoliopsida; Myrtales; Myrtaceae
Product: malate dehydrogenase, chloroplastic-like
Exons: 2
Coding region: 214-1452 (412 amino acids)
Biological process (GO): tricarboxylic acid cycle; malate metabolic process
Cellular component (GO): mitochondrion; cytoplasm
Molecular function (GO): L-malate dehydrogenase (NAD+) activity
Source: RefSeq, a predicted model, not a curated record
UUUUGGGUAGUUGUCGAAGGGAGUUUGGUUUUCUCGAGGCUCUUCGGCGGAGAAACUAACGCCACCGAACGCCAAGAAAAAAGCCGAGUGAGUCUUUCUUGUUAAUCCGUCCCUCCUUUCUCUCCAUUCCCUGGUAAUAGAAUCCGCUUUUCAUUUCUGGGUCGUGUGAAAGAUCGAAGCUUUUGGUCUUGUCUCGCUGUUUCUGAGUGCAAGAUGGCAGCAUCAGCAGCAGCUUCCAUGUCAAUCGGAUCAACAAUCUCUUUUGGCAAUAAAACUGGUCACUUUCCUCAAUCAAAACCUUUUGGAGUGAAAAUCAGCUCACAGAAUUCUUUCACAAGUUUUAGCUGCCUCAAGGCAGUGAAAUCUGUGAGCUGCGAAGCAGACUCAUCCUUCUUGGGCAAGGAAACAACUUCAGCUCUAAGACAAUCUUUUGCACCGAAAGCCCAGAAACAAAACCAGAAUUUCCAAUAUCAACUCCAACCACAAGCAUCAUACAAAGUGACGGUUCUUGGUGCAGCUGGUGGGAUAGGUCAACCUCUGGCGCUUCUAGUCAAGAUGUCCCCCUUAGUUUCAGCCCUUCACCUUUACGAUAUAGCUAAUGUGAAGGGAGUUGCAGCUGAUCUUAGCCACUGUAAUACUCCUUCUCAGGUUCUGGAUUUCACAGGAGCCUCUGAACUUGCCAAUUCCCUGAAAGGUGCUAAUGUAGUAGUCAUUCCAGCUGGUGUUCCGAGAAAACCGGGCAUGACCCGUGAUGACCUGUUCAACAUAAAUGCCAACAUAGUGAAGACCCUUGUUGAGGCUGUAGCAGAUAACUGCCCUGAUGCCUUCAUCCACAUCAUCAGCAACCCGGUCAACUCAACUGUGCCGAUUGCAGCAGAAGUUCUCAAGCAGAAGGGUGUUUAUGACCCGAAAAAGCUAUUUGGCGUCACUACACUCGAUGUUGUUCGAGCAAAUACUUUUGUCGCUGAGAAGAAGAACCUGAAACUCAUUGAUGUUGAUGUCCCUGUUGUGGGUGGACACGCCGGAAUCACCAUUUUACCCUUGCUCUCGAAGGCAAAGCCUUCGGUUAGCUUCACAGAUGAAGAAGUGGAGCAGCUGACUGUUAGGAUCCAGAAUGCUGGGACUGAAGUGGUGGAGGCGAAGGCUGGCGCAGGGUCAGCCACACUUUCCAUGGCAUAUGCUGCCGCUCGAUUCGUGGAGUCUUCCCUGCGCGCUUUGGAUGGAGAUGGGGAUGUCUACGAGUGCGCCUUUGUUCAGUCGGAUCUCACCGACCUCCCAUUCUUCGCGUCCAGGGUUAAGCUUGGGAAGAAAGGGGUCGAAGCACUGAUUCCCUCUGACCUCCAGGGGCUGACGGAGUAUGAGCAGAAGGCCUUGGAAGCACUAAAGCCCGAACUAAAGGCCAGCAUUGAGAAGGGCAUCGCGUUUGUCCACAAGCAACCAGUUGCUGCUUAAGAUCGCAGAUGUGAAGCGCUUAAAUUUUCUCCCUAUACUAUAAUCAUUGGAGGUAAACUAAACUGAUAACUGCUGGUUGAGUUUUAUGUCGAUUUAUCCGGAUCUUUCGUUUUGUUGGGAACUCAGAGCGGUUUUGUUUUCUUUCAUUUUCUCGAGAAUUUCCUGAUGUCGUCGAUGCCAUGUAUUCAGGAUUUACGAGUAUGUAGGAGCUCGGAAGUUUCAGAAUAAGAACCCCGUGGUAGCAGGCCAUUUUCCAUCA